Molecule: messenger RNA, 1228 nt
Organism: Cyclopterus lumpus (lumpfish)
Lineage: Eukaryota; Metazoa; Chordata; Actinopteri; Perciformes; Cyclopteridae
Gene: fam204a
Product: family with sequence similarity 204 member A
Exons: 7
Coding region: 128-835 (235 amino acids)
Source: RefSeq, a predicted model, not a curated record
UACCCGGAAAUGAGAGCCUGCUCCGAAAAGCUGCUGUCAAAAUCCCUAAUUUACCCAUUUCUGGCCGUUUAUAGUCCAGCCAAAUGAUACAUUAACGUCUAAUCCGAUUGUAAUCUUCUGACUCGGAAUGUACAGCGGACUCUUGCCCAAAGGUUUCACCGAAGACGACCUCAGUCCGGAUGAAGAGAAGGGUGGCGUGGAGGAGAAGAAGGAGGGAGAGAAGUGUGAGGGCUCUGCUGGGGGAAACGCAUCGGUACCGGUGGCGGAGGCACAGUCGACUCACACUGCGGAUGAUGCAGACAGUGAUGCGGCGACAAGCAGUGUGCCCGGUGUAUCCCAGGAAAUGUGGCAAUUUAAGAAAUUCCAGGAUCUACGUAAGAAGAAUGACGAGAUGAAGACAAUGAAGGGCCCCGGACGGAGAAAAAAAAGAAGACCACAUAAGAAAGGAACAGGGAGUGAGGAACCCACAGAAACCAGCAGAGAGCGGAAGGAGGAGCGGGAGAAGCACUGGGACGAUCUGAAGCAGCACUUUGGUGCCAACGAUCGAUUUCACCCCCCCGCAUGCUCCAAACCCCCUCCGAAGUCCGGCCUAGAAAAGAGCAUGGAGACGGCCGUAGCUGAAGGGGACAUUGCAAAGGCGGAGGAGAUGAGCGACAGACUCGCCACUCGAGAGCUGGCCGUGAAAAUCGCUCAAGCCGCCGAUUGCCGUGACUUUGUGCGACGCAAACAGGAAGAGGAAGCUUUGAGGGCAGCGCAGAAAAGGAAGAACCAAAUACCCUGGGGGUUUGAGGCUAAGAGACGAUGGGAAACCAAAAGCAACAUGGGCUUCAUGUGACCAACACGGAGGAGAACCACUGGUUGUUUUUAGUUUGAGUUUUUUUUAAACUUCAUUUGAUAAUGUUUUUCUUUUCUUUUCUUUUUUUAAAUUUUUUUUUAUGGCAAACUGAUCCUGUUUCUUUUUUAUUCUCUUUGUAUAUUUUGAAGACUUGAGUGUUGAUAUUGGGGGGAGGGGGGGGGGGGGGGGCAGCCAGCCACACAGUUGGCUGAGGGAAAAACCAAUCCAGAGGGUACAAGAAAGAGAGAGAAAAUUAUGGAGCAUUCAAAUUAAUUCCUAAGGCGCCCAUUGGUGUCUGCAUUGUGUUAUUUUUCAUUACAUUUCAGUGAUUUGAGUGUUCUGGCCGCCCCCCCCCCCCCCACCACCCUCUCAAAUUAAAUCUGGUGUACAUUA